ACAAAAAAUAAUGUAACUAAUUAAAAAAAAAUAUAAAAUGGAACAGAAUACAACAAAGAAACAUCGUGACUUUGUCAGCGAGCCUAUCGGAGAUAAACAUGUGUCAGAAUUAUCUGGAAUUGGGAAAGUUCUUGGGGAACGGAUGGAAAAAGGGGGCUUUAAAAAGGCUUCUACAGUUCUUGGAUACUACUUGGUUGUACGCGAAGAUCACGAAGAGUUUCAAAAGUGGAUGAAAGAAAAGUGGGGCGCAAACUCUAAACAGUCGACAGACUGUUAUAAUUGUCUGAAAGAUUGGACUGCAACUCAUAUUUCAGCCUAAAAUAUAAGCAAAUAUAGUGUACAUUAUUCAACUA
Pararge aegeria (speckled wood butterfly) is the source of this 353-nucleotide messenger RNA. Its product is annotated as barrier-to-autointegration factor-like. The coding region runs from base 38 to 319 and encodes 93 amino acids. The record is from RefSeq and is a predicted model, not a curated record. The transcript has 2 exons. NCBI's taxonomy places the organism in Eukaryota, Metazoa, Arthropoda, Insecta, Lepidoptera, Nymphalidae. Gene Ontology annotation, molecular function: DNA binding.